Molecule: messenger RNA, 2700 nt
Organism: Magallana angulata
Lineage: Eukaryota; Metazoa; Mollusca; Bivalvia; Ostreida; Ostreidae
Exons: 2
Coding region: 489-1517 (342 amino acids)
Biological process (GO): adenylate cyclase-activating G protein-coupled receptor signaling pathway
Cellular component (GO): plasma membrane
Molecular function (GO): G protein-coupled receptor activity
Source: RefSeq, a predicted model, not a curated record
CCAUAUCCUAUUAAUCGAAGAUUAUAGAGAUAUCUGUUUUACUCCACAAGGUGUCGACUUAAUCUUAAUGAUAACGACAGCUUUGAAAUAAAAAUACAAGCAACUCGCAAAAGGCUGAAUCCAUUAAACAGUGUUAAAGCCUCUAUAUAAUGUUAAUUUCCAGCACAGACCAAAGGGUGUCAUCGAAGGAGAGGUCUGAUUCUGCUGUGCUGAGGCAAUUCCACGUCCUGGAUAUCAGCGGGUCCGUGGAUUAAUAUCUUUGGGGACGAUAAAAUUCCGGCGGCGGUGUCACUCAUGCAACACUCAAUUAAUCCUGCAUAUACUGGUUUUUAAACCCUUUUAAAUGAGUCUAAAUCAUCGAUGCUGAAGCAAGACAUUUAUCACUUUGUUUGCUUUAAUGUCGAGAAAAAUGUCAAAAUUGUUUUGCUCUCCUUAUAUAAACUUGUUCAGAUAACCUAGUAUUUCUGCGUCUGGCCAUUUAUAUUGACAUGGAAAAUAUCACCAAUAAUGUAACGGGACUUGAAGUGUCGUCUGCAAAAUCUUUACCAUCAUCCGAUGGAGAUAAAAGUGGAUACGAUUUACCUGUGUACGGUUUAGAGAAUGGACAAUUUUAUUCCAUUCACAUACCUGCAAUCACUUGUAUCAUUUUAAGUUUUAUAUCAGUUGUUGCUAUCUUGGUUGCAUCGUUCAGACUGCAGAGUAUCAAGACGUUCUUCUCCUGGACAAAGAGUGAACGGUUUGUGGUUUACCUUGCUCUCUGCGAUGGCCUCUUCAACGUCGCUCACAGUAUGGACCAUACUCACAUCGUACUCACAAGGAACCACGUGUACCCCAAGGAACUGUGCGAGUUCUAUGGAUUCAUGUUGGCGGAAUUCAUUACAGCACAAAACCUGAUGGUCAACGUUGUUGCGUUGAAUGUAUUCGUUUUGAUCUACUUCAAGAAGGACUUGAACUUUGGCGCCUACGAUUAUCGUCUGCUUCUCUAUACGUUCGGACUGCCCUGCGUUGGAGGGUCUGUGGCCGCUUACUUCGGAACCCUCGGUCCUAAUGGAACUUUCUGUUAUUUUGACGGGGUAAAGGGGGAACUGGUCAAUGUUUUCUUCACGACCGUCCCGUUAUUAGCUGUCCUUCUGAUGAACAUCGUCUUUUAUGCAAUGACGUGGAGGAAGAUAAGUACCGAGUCCAAGCGACUACAGCACACCCUGGGCCAAGAGGCGGCGACCAUCCGGGCAUCUUUACAGGCCGCCAAAACCAUGUCCUUGUUCGUCACGGCUUUCUUUGCGCAGUGGUGGGCAAUGGCGCUCUAUGGAAUCUGGCAAAUGAUCGCCCCCGUCCCCCAGAGUUUGUUUCAGUUUGUGACCACUUUUUCCAACAUCGGUGGUAUACUAAACGGCGUUGUUUACAUCAUUAUCAGGCGGCGACGGGCGACCGCCAAAGCCAAAAAGAUGGCGACAAAGGAAAAACAGUUUCAAGAUAUUAAAUCAGUCUCUGAAAAAGUAGAGAAUUCGAGUGUUUAGAAAUUGCGUUCGUGUUGUGUGUUGUGUAAUUUAGACAAGCUUUAAUUAAAGGCAAACUAUAUUUAUGUGACGUUUUUCGACCGUUCCAGGAUAUCAUCAAGAGUAUGCAGCUCCUGAAUAAACACAUCGAAGACAGUCGUGUCCACGUUGAACAAAUCCGAGAGGUUUUUCUCAAUAAUUUAGCAUCCUUAAACACGUAAUACUUGAGCAAUCUGAAGCUAUGGUUUUGUAGCUUGAUCAUUUACUGUAACAUCAAGUGUAUUAAGACUUUGAUAUGUUUUGCAUUAUUUAUUUUUCAUGAUUUUUGUCAGCUCAACUGCACUGCAAAUAAUCGGUUUUGAAAUUGAUUUUACAAUGAAGGAGAAACAACCUGUACAAAUACAACUCAAAGGUACUGAGUUAUAUUUGCUUGAUAUCUGAUUUAGACAAGAUUUUAUCAUUGUUUCUCUCUAUGUAUGUUAAUUAAUUAAACACUACAUUCGCGGUCACGGUUAACCUCUUACAUAAAAAAGUAUCCCGUUGGAAAGAAUGUUAAGGUUUCAGACUUGUUCCAUAAAUAAAACAUCGUCUGCAUUCAUGGCAAGUGAGAUCUUGGUAAUGCAGGUGAAAAAUGUGGCUAUCUACCUCUCGGUGUUGGGAGGGGGUGGCUACAGUCAUAUGGGAUUCAUUCACGUUUUACAACUUGGUUGCUGAAUAUGUAAAAUGCAUUUAAAAAGCAUGUUUAUAAUUGGUUGUUUGGUAUCAAAAGAAAUGUUAUGCCAGGAAACAGAUCUUUGUCACAAAACAUUUCUACCUUUGAAGACGAUUCGAAGGUUAGGACAGAGACAACAAAUAAACAAAAUCAUCAUACAUGUAUAUACGAACACUAUGAAAAUAGAAUAUGUAUACAUGUACUAACGUAUAAAUGUCAACAUUUAUGUCAAAGACAUAAGUACAUGUACAUUUAUAGUGUAUUUGGUAAAACUUGGAAAUCAACGAAUGAGGUAAACCAGAUAAAUGGCUGGAUGGUCGUGGCCAUUUGUAGAAUAAACUGAUCUUUAAAAAAGCUCUGUAUAAAAAUAUAAGAAAAGUUUGAAUGUUUUAGCUAAUAUGUAUGAAUUUUGUUUCACUUAAUAAUAGCUUAUAGCAAUAAGCUUUGAAAAUCAUAUGUUAUAAUUUAAGAUAGAUCUUUUGGUUAUUUUGU